This is a messenger RNA of Mya arenaria, 5259 nucleotides long. Its product is annotated as toll-like receptor 4. Gene Ontology annotation, molecular function: protein binding; transmembrane signaling receptor activity. Gene Ontology annotation, biological process: toll-like receptor signaling pathway; immune response. The record is from RefSeq and is a predicted model, not a curated record. Lineage: Eukaryota; Metazoa; Mollusca; Bivalvia; Myida; Myidae. Gene Ontology annotation, cellular component: membrane; extracellular matrix. Bases 78 to 2885 code for a protein of 935 amino acids. The transcript is spliced from 2 exons.
CUUCUACAUAAAACUGCACGUUUUAUUUUAAUGAAAUUUAUUUAGAGACAACAAAUAUCAUUACUCUUUAGAGUGUUAUGUGUAUGGAAUUAAGCAUGUAUAAGGUCGUCGUGGAAGUGUUUGCCGUGUGUGCCGUGCUCCCAAGUAUUUUAGUAUCUGCUCAUGUCUGCACCCCCAGUAAACUAUCGGACAAAGCCUUCGAUCAGUGUGGACAAACGGGGUUCGCGAUGAAGUGUAACGGACGUAGACUAGAUAACAUUCCUAGCGCAUAUCCUAUCCCGUCACCACCUUUGUCAGGGCCAGCAUGUGUUCUUGACCUCAGCGAUAACAACAUAUCUGUUGUGGAAAAUAAAACGUUCACAGAAGCAAAACACAUUAAUUCAACUGAGAUUUCAUAUUUGUAUCUGAAUAAAAAUCAUCUUAACUGCCUAAAAAGUGAAGCAUUCGUUGGACUAUCGAAUUUAAAGUAUUUAAACUUGUCACAUAACAACUUAUUGUGGAAGGACAGCUUCGCCCCAGAAGUCUUUGCGCCACUGAUUAACUUAGAAAACAUAAAUCUAAAGUGCAAUACGUUCGACACGUUUGAUGGGCUAGGCCAGGAACUGAUGCUGAUUAAGAGAUUAGAGGGUUUAUUUAUUACACCAAGCAAUUACACAAAUAGGUAUUCAUUCGGGGAAAGCUUUCUAAAUAUUAGCUUAAAGUAUUUGUACUUGUCAUCUACACCUGAAUGUGAUUGCAAUUUAAAGGAGAUAGACAACAAUUCAUUUCGAAAUCUUUCCCAUAUUGAGAGACUUUAUGUGAAAGAUUGUCACAUUGAAAACGUAACUGAAGAGGCAUUUAAACCACUUAACGAAACCAUCAAAGUCUUAGAUAUAUCAGGAAAUUCAAAUCUGACUUUCAAGGGCAUGAAUAAAGUUCUAAAAGGUCUCAUCAAUUCACCAACACUAAAGGAGUUGAAUGUGAAUCGCAUACAUGUUCCUUACAACAUUGGCAUAGAAAUUACACCAGAUGACUUACAAAGUCUAAAUACGUUACACAAUCUGGAAAAGCUGUUUAUGGAUUUGAAUAAAAUCGAAGUAUUUAACGUUGACACAUUAUAUCCAAAAGUUAUGUUUCCUCCAUCUUUGACUCUUCUCACGCUAGCAGGCAACAGGCUCACAUUUGGAAAAUACGUUGACUACUUAUUUAUGGCGAGAAAUAUAAAAACUUUAGAUAUAUCCAGACAAUUUCUUGGCUAUGAUCCAUUUAGGUUUAGAAAACAUAAUACUCUGCCUCACAUAUCAAGUGAAACGCCAUCGGCAAAGGUUUGUGAUGCAAAAAACAAGCCAGUUCAUGUCAGAAAGGAAUCAGUGGUGGAUAUCAACGAAGGAUAUAUUUGGGAUUUUGCUUUGCAGAAAAUGCUCAUAUCCAACGAUGAAAUCAAAAACAUGACUCGAGGUGAUUGGGCAGCAUUGUUUGCCAACUUCCAAAAUGCUUUCGAUGUCAAUUGCACGUGUAAUGUUUCUGUAGCCAGACAAUUGAUAUGCCUGCCAGAACAUCUUUCGCACAUUCAAUGGUCUCGGAGCUAUUUGUAUGGUGCGAUACCUCCAGUGUUAAUAUGUGGAGCGAAACAUGUAAAGUUUUUGGAUUUAUCAUACAACUUGCUGUCACCCUGGACAGGACCUGUGUUUGGUUUGCAUCGAUUAAAGAAGUUGGAUUUGUCCGAAAACUAUUGCACAAACAUUUCAAAAGUCUUCUUUUUUGGAUUUCAGAAUCUGGAAGCGCUUAACCUGACAGGAAAUAUGUUAGAAGAGACUUUUCACCCCAACAAUGCAGAUGCAGGUGUUAUGUUUGGAAAUCAGAAGAAAAUGAAAAAUUUGACCUUGUCAGCCAUCAACGUAAGCAAUUUGCAUCAAGAUUUGCUCAAUUCGAUGGUCAAGCUGGAACGCUUAGAUCUUUCUUACAAUCACAUUCAUAAAUGGAACUUGAACUUGAAAAGCUAUUGUUUUCAUCACCUCGAUAUAACUUCCAACAGACUAUCAAGUUUGCCGAAAGACCUCAUGGCUUAUUUGGACCAAAUGGCAGAGUCUAAAUGUAUUAAAACCAAACGUAUAAAUGUUACCGUUUAUAUGUCGCAAAACCCUCUUGAGUGUUCAUGUGAACAACUUCCUUUUUGGCAAUGGAUUGUUACGUCUACUGUUAAUGUCCACCCUAGAGCUAUUGAUAGUUGUAUGCUUAAUGGAAAGGUUAAACAAAUUACAACUGAUGAUGAAGUUCACAAGCUUGUGAAGCUGCUUGAGAAUGAUAUUUGUAUAGACCGAACAUGGAGAACUUGGGCAAUUGCUGGUGGAAGUUUGCUGAUAGGUGUUAUUGUUACAAUUACAUUAGGAACAGCUACGUAUAAAAAUCGAUGGAAGAUCAGAUAUGUUAUGUAUAGUAGAGGACGCAGAUAUCGACAUGAAGGGUUUGAACAUAUGUUUUCGCAUGAUGCGAUGAUAUCGUAUUCCAAAGGCAGAGCGAGCUUCAUAAAAAACUUGUUGGUUCCUUCCCUAGAACAGCGGCACCAACUUGAUUUCUGGAUAGCUGAUAGAAACUCCCAAGCAGGCGUGUCUGUCGCGGAGAAUAUCACACAUGCAAUUUGUACAAGCCGGAAAGUGGUGUUGCUUGUUGACAACGAAUAUCUGUCUGAUUCUUGGUGUGACUAUGAUUUGAACAUGGCUCUAGUAGAAUCAGUGGAAACGAAACGAAAUAUGAUAAUUGUUGUUUUGAUGGAACAAAUUCAGAUGAAUACACUACCUGUCCCAUUUUUACGGCUUCUUAAGACUGAGGGAUCACUGGAGUACCCGGACCAACAACAAGAUAUAGAAACGUUUUUGACAAAUCUAGCCGAAGAGAUAAAAUCUUGAAAAUGGUCUGUGCGUUAGGUGAUAUUAAAAAAAAACCUCACAUACGCCUAGUCUGGAAAUAUUAAUAUUAUUGACAACAUACUAGUUGUGCAUAAUUCUAAAAGAACUAUUACCCUUGUUAAAUAUUAUUAACAAUUGUCUGUACAUACAUAUAAUAAAUUUAGUUCUGAUCUACUUCUGUAAAAUAUACAAGUGCUUUUGACAAGCCAGAGGUUUAAGACCCCAUGUUUUUUGUGUGAUAUUCUAACAACACAGUUCAAAGCGGCUCUAUUCGUGAACGUAUUCGACCAAUGAAGAGCAAUGCUGGUUUGCAUGUUCGGUGGCAUUAUGAAUGAAAGUAACAUCAAAAUUGUUCGAGAGGUUUCAGAGAAGAUGCCGAUUAAAAUGAUUGUUUACGGACAGACAAAGAGUGAUCACAAUAGUGUACUAAUACCUUAAACAAAAGGGCAAGAGUGUUAUAUAAAGAAAGAAGAAAUUGUAUUCAGUUAAUUCAUAAAAACACGUACAUAUGUAAAUCGUUAUACAAUCAUUUUGAAAUUUGAAAUGUGUUAGUGAUAUCAAAUAUGUUGGUAACUAAACCUUAAUUGCGGAAUGUCACUUGAAUCAUCUUUCUUAUACAUUCUGUGUCAUUUUUGUUCUUUAUUGAUCAAGCUGUAUUUAUGUUGUAAUUUGUCUUGUACUUUCUAUGUAAUUUUAAGGCAUCAUUAAUUAAGAUGUAUAUAUCUUAUUAUGUUCCCACUCAUCAAUGGGUAGAAAUAUUGUUUUUGCUCGAGUUGUCUGUCUGUCCGUCUUUCCGUCAUAAUUCUUGUCCGCUCCAUAAUUACUGAACCGAUUGAGGGAUUUUAACCCCCCCCCCACAAAUGUUCACCAUAUUAAGAUGAUGUGCAAAACGCAUCUUACAACCAGCCCGGUUCAACGUCAAUGUCAACUUUGAAUCCAAAGGUCUUAUUUCACACUUCAUAAAUCUUGAACCCCUUGAAGGAUUUUGAAAUAAAUCGCCACAAAUGCUAACCAUUUAAAGACGAUGUGCAAAGCGCAUGUUUACUGUAUUGCUGUCAUAGCUCAUAAACUAGCAUUGGUGCGCAAAUCGAGGUACAAGGAUUUAUUUCAUUUAAACUACUUGGUCAGAAAAACACCCAAAUAAAUGUAAUGAUACUUUACGCCUAAACAGUAACAUGACCCGUUAUAAUUUAUUGAAACAGAAUUUUUACUAAAGGAAGUAAUAUGAUCAUUGUAGUCCUCUAAAUAACUAAGCAUGCUUAUACUUAAAUGAAUAUCUUCAAUCCAGAGUUUAUAGUUUGUGAAUACUCCAGCAUCGGUUGUAAUGUAAAUAUGAUGUGCAUAUAACCUACUUCAUAUAUAUUUCAACUUCAUAUUAUUUCUUUUUAAACAGAAUAUUAUAUUCAUAAAAAGAUUUAAUAUACUUCACUAAAUGAACUCAGCAUAAAUGUUAGCUUUUGUUGUCGCUUCUCAACCAAACAUAUAGUGUAUAUUAUAACACGAAAAAGGAUAUGCCCAUAACCUACUGCAUAUAUAUUGUUCAUUGUAUGAUACAAUUUUUUGAAACAGUAUUGUUACUUAACAUUUUAAUUUGAUCAUUGUCAACAUUUGAUUAUUUUAGUAUACAUGAAGUUGUAUAUCAUUGCUUCUUAUAUGUUGAUAGAGCAUAGCUUAGUGGUCAACAUUUCCUUUUGCUGCUCAAAUCAAACAAAAAUGCAUUAUUAUUGUAUGUUCAAAACGGAUUUUGUAUGCGAAGAUUAUCUCAUUUUCGUUAAGAGCGAUAAAUAUAGAAAAUAAUUGUCUAAAUUCAGACUCUCUGCCCACUGUGUAGAGAUUGAAACUGGUGGAUAUACAAAUAGCGUUAGGGAAAAUAGAACUUGUAAGCUAUGUACUCAGAACACUGUAGAAUCAGAAUACCAUUUUAUGUUAUGCUGUAAGUUUUAUGAACAUCUUAGAAAUAAAUAUUGUAUCAAAUCAACCUGGCCAACACUGGCAAAAUUCAAGUACCUUAUGGGUAGUAAAAAUAAGAAAACUGUUAACAACAUCGCGAAAUUUGUGUACCAUGCUAUGAAACUUAGAGAAGAUAGAUUAAAAACUUUAGCUGCUUCUAAGAAAGAAUCAUCUGUACAGUCAACAUAUUUGUUUUAAUAUAUACUGUGUUUUCAUUGAUAUUUCAUAUACAGUACGUAUAGACUAAUUUACUAAGCAUAGUAGCACAUAAUAUAUACUUUACACUUGUAACUUUCACAGUUUACAGUAUCAUUACCAUAAUUUAGUAUUAUAUUCAUUUAACAUAUUUGAUUAUAUGUACAUAUGUGUUUGUCUUUGCCAUAAAAUGCUUGUUUUGUAAAUGGCCAAAGGCAAAUUAUGUCGA